AUGUUCUAUCGUCCCCUCCUCCUUCCAGCCUCGCUGGCUCUGCUCGGGUUCGGCUCCCCUCCGAGGACGUCGGCCUGGGAGAUACCCAAUUCGCCGACCCUCGACGACUUGCAGAGGCCAAUGCGUGCCGGUGUAUACGGCGACGACGUCGAUAUCAUUAGCGGGAGCCAGUUUAGCGGUCUCAAGACGUAUGCCAAUUUGCCGUACUUGAACUGCAUCGCGGAUGCAGAGGCCGCGGGCAAACCCUAUGAUAUUGCCAUCUUGGGUGCUCCGUUUGAUACUGGUGUUACGGCACGUCCAGGUGCUCGGUACGGACCUACUGGCAUCCGGAUCGGAAGUCAGAGGAUAGCCCCGGACAUGGCCUGGAGUGCAUAUACCGGCAAGAACCCACUCAAGUCCUGGGCCACCAUUACAGAUUGCGGCGACGCGCCGCUGACCUGGCUGGAUAAUACAUAUGCGCUCAAGCAACUGGACAAGGCGCAUAGAGUGGUUUCAAGCCGCAAGGCUGCAGAUGUGUCUCGGUCGACAGUCCCGAGGAUCCUCACUCUCGGCGGCGAUCAUACAACGACCCUAUCGGCCCUUCGCUCCGUCAAGGAGAGGUGGGGACAGGUGGCUGUCGUGCAUUUUGACAGUCACAUUGAUACCUGGGACCCAAAGGUUUUGGGAGGCGGGAUUUCGGAUUAUGCCGGCUUGAACCACGGAACAUUCCUGCACAUUGCCCACGAAGAGGGUCUCAUAACCAACACGUCUCUCCACGCCGGCAUCCGCGCCCCUCUCGCCCGUCGAAAAGGCGACAUGCGCAACGACCUGCGCUGUGGCUUCCAGUCCAUCACGGCCCGGGACCUGGAUUAUAUGGGCGUUGCCGGUAUCAUUUCGCGGAUCCGUGAGCGCGUCGGAGAUACCAAGGUCUAUGUCAGUGUCGAUAUUGACGUGCUCGAUCCCGCGUUUGCUCCUGCUACCGGAACUGCCGAACCUGGCGGCUGGACCUCGAGAGAAUUGCUCACAAUCUUGGACGGGCUGAGUGGAAUCAACAUAAUUGGUGGAGAUGUGGUUGAGGUUGCACCAGUCUAUGACAAUCCCGGAGAGACGACGGUCUUGGCUGCCGCUGAAGUUGCUCUCUCUCUAAUUGGACUCAUGGUUGACCAGUCGGUCAAGGCGCUGGGUGAAUAA
This is a messenger RNA of Pestalotiopsis fici W106-1, 1170 nucleotides long. RefSeq lists its product as uncharacterized. Gene Ontology annotation, molecular function: agmatinase activity; metal ion binding. Bases 1 to 1170 code for a protein of 389 amino acids. The record is from RefSeq and is a predicted model, not a curated record. The transcript has 8 exons. Lineage: Eukaryota; Fungi; Ascomycota; Sordariomycetes; Amphisphaeriales; Sporocadaceae.